CGAAUAACAAAACUGUGAAGAAUAGUAAACGAAGGUUUAUCAGAUUUCACGACAGUUGCAGAGAAUCGAGAAGAAGAAAACCUACAAGAUCGAAGCUGUGGUUCGCAUGGGACUGCAGUUUUUGGCAUUGUACCCGAGGAAUGUCAAGAGAAUGAGCAGCGUGAGCUCGAUUUCGACGACCUAAUUCAACAGACAGCGGAGCAACGUCGGCACGACCAUGCGUGGUCGGCGUUGGUGCGGCCAGAAUGUUUGAACUCUGAAGAAUGGUGAAUAGAAAUUGAGGAUUCUGUGGAGCAAGGGGGAUACAUUGAAGAUGAUUGUUUCUUGCCGGAGAGGAGGAGAAUAGCUGAAAUUAGGGUGGGAUUAUUGGUUCCGGAGAGUCGAGGGCGACGAACGGAGCGUUUGGGCACAAGGUGAUGUUGAAGAAAUUUCGGUUGUGAGUGGCAAAUUUAGCUGAUGGGGAUUUGAAUUUUACUACUCUAGCAAUUUGGGGAACGUUCAUGCAUAGGCAAAUAUUGGAGUAAAGCUUGGAAGGCUAUCGACAGUUUCAGUAUUUAUUUAUCUUUAUAAAAUCUUUCAACAGUAAUAUUAGCCUAUGCGUUAAUUUUCCAAUUUAAUUUCUGUUUCCUAUUAGAAACACCUUUACCAGAAACUACAUCAAGUUUGAGCUCUGAAACCGAAGAUUUGGAUGGUGAUAUCAUUAGUAGCUCUGCAACUGUAGGGAUGAAGUUAUCAAACCUGGAUGACAAGGUGCAUAACCAUGUCACCGGAGAUUCCGAGCAGGAUAAGGAGAUUGUACGGGAAAUAACGGACUCUUUUAUGAAAACAUGCGAGAAAGAACUUCAGAAAAGUGGGUCAAAAAAUCAUAAGGAAAAUAAAGAGGCCUUAAACAUGGAGCCUGAGAUUGAGACUGGUCAGGUUCAAGAUAAUAGAUCAAGUACAGGGACUGAUGCUAACGAUAUUAUGACAGAAGAAGUUAGUUGUAAACCACCUCAGAAGCCCUCGGUAGAGUUAGAUGAUGAAGAUGCUAUUUGUACGCGCACAAGGGCUCGCUAUUCACUUGCUAAUUUCACACUUGAUGAACUGGAAAAUUUUCUACAAGAAACUGAUGAUGAGGAUGACCUUCAAAACGUUGACGAUGAAGAAGAGUAUAGGAAAUUUCUUGUUGCAGUGUUGCAGGAUGGAGAUGGUGGUAGCAAAAGUCAAGGAAAUGCGACUGUCGAAGAUGAGGAUGAGGAUAAUGAUGCUGACUUUGAGAUUGAACUUGAAGAGGCACUUGAGAGUGAUGUUGAUGAAAUUACAAGGGAUUUAACCCAAAAGGAGAAUAACAGAGCUGUAAGACGACCAGAAACCAGACAGAACAAGCGCUUAAAAGCCUCUGUUCAAAAUGGCAAAAGACAUUUAGGACUGGCAAAGCGGCCCUUGCGGCCACUCUUGCCAAUUUUGCCAAAUGAACCUAUAACUUCUUUUUCCAGUCACGAUGGAAAAACCAUGGCAACUUGGAACGCUCAUACUUGUCGGUCUUCUGUGAAUAAAGAUAACUUAAUAAAUGGUUUCACGCCAAACCAAAUAGGCCAGUUAUACUAUUUGAUUCAUGAGCAUGUUCAACUUCUCAUUCAAGUAUUUUCCAUAUGUAUAUGUGAUUCUUCUCGACAACAUAUAGCCUCCCAGGUACAUGGUUUAAUCUCGGAGAUGCUUCACAAUCGCAAUGAAGUAUUGGCAUGGAAAAAGAAUCCAUUUCCUAGCAUUUGCUUUGACUUUCCAAGUGUUUAUUCGUCAAUUCCAGAUGAAGUACCCAAUAGUUUCCCGGUGCAAAGAACAUUGCUAUCAAAUAAUUUUUGCAAUGGACAUGUGGUGUGCUCUGCUCAACAAACCUAUCAAAGGGUCGGAUCACAAACAAGUGAUAAAGGGCGUGAUUCUGUUUCUAGUAGACAGGUGAUUGAAGGCUCAAGUUGGGCACCAUUUGUAAGUGGGCCAGUACUAUCUACACUGGAUGUAGCUCCUCUACACUUAUCUGGAAGCUAUUUGGAUAAUGUUUAUAAUGUUAUUCAAGAAUAUAGAAGACGUCGUUUGGAAUCAACAUCAGAUACACCCUUAGAAAGAGAACCCCUUUUCCCCCUCCCAAGUCUUCAUGCAUUUCCUGGAGUUAAUUGUGAAGUUUUACCUGAAAACAUUUCCUCAUCUGUCAACACAAAAGCACUUUCUCCCAGUCAACAGCCACCUAAGAAGACAUUGGCAGCCACACUCGUUGAAAGCACCAAGAAGCAGUCUGUUGCCAUGGUUCUAAAGGAAAUUGCAAAGUUGGCCCAGCAGUUCUUUCCUUUAUUCAACCCAGCAUUAUUUCCUCAUAAGCCACCCCCUGCCGCUGUGGUAAAUCGGGUUCUUUUUACUGAUGCAGAGGAUGAGUUAUUAGCCCUAGGAUUGAUGGAAUAUAAUACAGAUUGGAAAGCUAUUCAACAGCGAUUCCUUCCUUGCAAGUCUAGGCAUCAGAUUUUUGUUAGGCAGAAAAAUCGAUGCUCAUCAAAAGCACCAGAAAAUCCAAUCAAGGCAGUUCGGAGGAUGAAGACAUCACCUUUGACUGUGGAAGAGAUAACACGCAUUCAGGAGGGACUUAAAAUUUACAAAUCUGACUGGAUGUCUGUAUGGCAAUAUGUUGUCCCCUAUAGGGAUCCCUCAUUACUACCGCGGCAAUGGCGCAUUGCCCUUGGGAUUCAGAAGUCUUAUAAACAAGAUCCAGAAAAAAAAGAGAAGCGUCGUUUGUACGAAUCAACACGAAGAAAGCUGAAGGCUGCAAAUCUUGAUUCUGAAUCUGAAAAUACUGGCAGGAUAAAUAAUAGCAGAUGUGGGAACGUGGAUAAUGAUGGUACUCCUUUUGUAAAUGAGGCUUUCGUUGCAGAUUGGAGACCAGGUACAUCCAGUGGACUUUCUUGCUCAAACCUCACUGACGGUAACCUUCCUUCUGAUAUAUUACCACAAAAGGAUAUCCAGAGCAGAGAACAAAGUAACAAAUCUGAAUCCGGAGACAUGCAAAUCCAGAAAAAAAAUGUUCAUUGGUUUUCUUCUGGAUCAAAGUAUUCAGAGCCUCCAUCAUCUAUUUCAACCACAACUAGACAUGUAACAUCCAAUACUAAUGCACAGAAUCUCGGAGUUUCAGAUGUAAAAGCAAAUGCUUCAAAUUCCCCAAUCUACUCUAGGAAUUACCGCGCUCGUAAAUGUAAUAGUUCACAUCUGGUCAAACUAGCUCCAGACCUUCCGCCUGUAAAUCUUCCUCCAUCAGUUCGUGUAGUUCCCCAGUCAUUUUUCAAAGGAUCCAUGUUUGGAGCACCAGGAAAGGCUUUUGUGGCCAAAAGUAGUAAUGAUAAAGAAAUUUCUCAAGUGGCUGAUACAGUCAGUGGCAGGCUGAACAAAAGCAAUCCAUUAAAUGACACAAACAAUAGCAUCCCGUUGAUGGAAGAUGCUUAUAAAUUAAACGUGGAAGAAUGCAGAGCUAACAAUGAUAAAUCAACUGAGGGAGAAAGAGGCACUGAUUCUGAUCUUCAUAUGCAUCCUUUACUAUUCCGGGCCUCUGAUGAUGGAUCUGUGCCUUAUUACCCCUUAAAUUGUAGCUCUGGUUCAUCUGAUUCUUUCAGUUUCUUCUCAGGAAACCAGCCUCAGUUGAAUCUCAGUCUAUUUUAUAAUCCACAGCCAGAAUACCAUAUAGGUUUUGAAAAAUUAUUGAAGUCAAAGAAAUUCACUUCUUCAUCACGUGGCAUUGACUUCCAUCCUCUCCUGCAAAGAACUGAUGAUAUAAACCAGAAUCAACCUUCGGUUAGUAACGGAAAGUUUACUAGGGGUACUGAACCCACCAAGCAUGGUGAUAAGACCUAUGGUUUGGAUUUAGAGAUGCAUCUUAGUUCAACAUCCAACAAAGAGACCGUUCCAGGGAAUAGAGUAUUCACUGCACAUGAUCAGUUGAAAUCAACAGCAGCUGCUCGAAAUUCAGAAGCAUUAGAGAACCUACACAAUAGUCACUUGCAUGUUGAAACAUGUCAAAGAACCAAUGAUAAGGGCAGUCUUGUUUCUGAUGCUCAUCCCCUGGUUCUACUGUCUGUGGACAAUAGCAGUGAUGAUGUGGAUGAACAUUCUCAUCCAGGUAUCAUAAUGGAACAGGAAGAAUUAAGUGACACCGAUGAAGAAGUUGAAGAAAAUGUAGAGUUUGAGUGUGAGGAGAUGGCUGACUCUGAAGGAGAGGAUGGAUCUGACUGUGAACCGAGUACUGAUUUGCAACAUAAGAGGGAUAUUCAAAGUGCAGGCUAAGUUUGUACGGAGUGGUGGAGAAAAUUUUCAUUUCCAUUGCAGAGAACUCAUGAUCAGAAUCAUAACCGAGUUGGUUUGCCAUUUCUCUCGGAGUUGCUUUAUAUGACUCUGCUAAGCAUUUGUUUGAGAAAUUCGAUGCAAUUUGGAGACCUGAAAGUAAUUUACAAUGUUGUUCACUCCUGGAGAUCAGUUUCCAAUUUUGAAGAUACGAAGAAGCUGAAAUAUGCUACACGUGGAGCUAAUUAAGUAGAGGUCCUUGGCACUUUCCCACAGCCACCAGUGAUAUGCUUGGGAAGUACACAAUACAAAGGACUCAAAACUUGUCAAUGGAAGAAGAUUAAACAGAUACUACACCUCGUGAUGAUGCAAGUAACAGGUAAUGGUCCAGUUUAGAUUCAAAUACGCCAGUGACCAGAUUGUUCUUUACAUUCAAAUCUCGGUCGGACUUACAAGUCAGUACCACCACACCAUUCGAAAUGCAGCUUCUUCCCACCCCAUCGAUCCUGCAAGAAAGUAAACCCAGGGACAUUCGCUCUCGAGAGAUCCUUUGAAUCAACCAGGGGAUGAAUCCAACCUCACCAUCGGAUCGAUAGGAGAACGUAACCAAGACGAGGAACAAGGGUAUAUCAGAUCACUCCCAUAACCAAAUUCCUAUAAAAUAUGAAGGUUAAAGAAUCAUACAAUGUUUUGUAUGCUUAAUUUGUCUUCAUUGUUUCCAGUCUUUGAUGAUCCAUAAAUGUUUGAGAUAAAGUUGCUGAGAGCCCUAUUUUCUUCCCUUCCCCCCUUCCUUUUGUCAAUAUUUUUGAAAUUAUAUUACUUUUGACAUUUUUAAAAAGUGCGUUAAAAACUACAAAAAAUCUUGAUAGGUUUUCUGGGCCCACCAAAUUGAAACAAAAUAUUUUUGAA
Momordica charantia (bitter melon) is the source of this 5202-nucleotide messenger RNA. RefSeq names its product Homeodomain-like superfamily protein (gene DUO3). Gene Ontology annotation, biological process: regulation of DNA-templated transcription. The record is from RefSeq and is a predicted model, not a curated record. Gene Ontology annotation, molecular function: transcription coregulator activity. Gene Ontology annotation, cellular component: nucleus. NCBI's taxonomy places the organism in Eukaryota, Viridiplantae, Streptophyta, Magnoliopsida, Cucurbitales, Cucurbitaceae.